Messenger RNA from Crotalus tigris (Tiger rattlesnake), 2963 nucleotides. RefSeq names its product unc-119 lipid binding chaperone (gene UNC119). Gene Ontology annotation, biological process: lipoprotein transport; positive regulation of protein tyrosine kinase activity; mitotic cytokinesis. Gene Ontology annotation, molecular function: lipid binding. The record is from RefSeq and is a predicted model, not a curated record. Bases 436 to 1842 code for a protein of 468 amino acids. Gene Ontology annotation, cellular component: spindle pole; intercellular bridge; spindle midzone. The transcript has 5 exons. NCBI's taxonomy places the organism in Eukaryota, Metazoa, Chordata, Lepidosauria, Squamata, Viperidae.
UACCUCCCCCCCCUUUUCCGCUGAUCCUCUUCCAUCUUUCUGCCUGACAGACGGAGGGACUCGGAGAAGCUGGCACAGCCUGGGUGAGCCUUGUGCCUGUCGGAUCUGGAGGCGUCCCUCCUCAUUUGCCAGCCUCUCCACUCCCAGCUGUGCAACAUGGAAGUCCCAACGGAGAAUCUGCCUGCGGGGACCUGGGCGAGGGGCCACGGCUGUCCCGGCCAGGAAGGGGGCCCUUGGGAGCCCCCUCUCAAUAGCCCCUUCUGGAGUCCCCCCCCCAUUUCAGCCUCCGCUGGGACGAGGCUAAGCUGUUUGGGGGGGCUUUGCCCUGGCCCCUGAGCAGCCCUCCCCUCUGACACCGCUGGGCAUCCCUCGACAGGGUUGCUACGGCAGGGUGGGGAAGACCGUUGCCAUGGCAGUGGGUGAGAAGGGCGAGUGAUGGCACCAGCCGCCAGUUGGCAGGUGUGGCUGCCCCAGGGGCACGGGCAGCGUGGAGAGGGAGCCGUAGCCAGGCGGGGGGGGGGCAUGGAAGCCGGUCUGGGAAUUUGGGAUUGCCGCCUCCCAGCCUCUCCAGAGCGGGCAGGCAGGGGGAGCAGCACCAGCCGCUCUCCUGACAUCCCCCCCCCCCCCCGCAGAUGCGGGCACAGAGCACGUUGGCAGGCCUUUCUGCAGCUUUGCCCACAAGGACCGGUCAGCUUGCUUCCAUUCUCCAAAGAUUAUCUGUGCACCCCGGAGGAGAACGUUUACAAGAUCGACUUCACCCGCUUUAAGAUUCGGGAUAUGGAAUCCGGCACGGUCCUCUUUGAGAUCACCAAGCCCCCCGCCUCAGAACGGGAGCGCAGCGAAAAGAAGGAGGCUGACCCAAAUGCCGGGCGGUUUGUGCGCUACCAGUUCACGCCGGCGUUUCUACGGUUGCGGCAGGUUGGAGCCACGGUGGAGUUCACUGUGGGGGAGAAGCCCAUCAGCAACUUCCGCAUGAUCGAGAGGCACUACUUCCGGGAUCAGCUGCUCAAGAGCUUCGACUUCCAGUUCGGCUUUUGCAUCCCCACCAGCAAGAACAGCUGUGAACACAUCUACGAGUUCCCGCCGCUCUCCGAGGACCUCAGAGAUGGUCCUGCACCCCUACGAGACCCAGUCGGACAGCUUCUACUUUGUGGACAACAAGCUGGUGAUGCACAACAAGGCCGACUACUCCUACAGCGGGGGGCCCUGAUCCGGCCCAGGCCCCCACCUUCGAUGGUGGUCGGGGAGGCCCAACUCACUGGCUGGCCGCAGAGGGGCGGCCGGACUGGACUCUGCACGGAACCGGCGUCUGAGACAGACCACCUGAAGCUUUUCCUUGACCCCCCCCCGGACUUUGGAGGCAGCGCCCCUCGUCCCCUGCCUUGGGGGGGAGACCAUGACCCCACCCUCCGUACCUGCUGGGCAAUUGAGGCUCUCGUAGUAGCUCCUGAUCUCCCUGUUGUUGGGGAACGGUCUUCCUUGAAGCCCCUCCCUUGCUUGGGGGGAACAGUCAUUUUGGUAGGCAUUCUACUCCCCCCUCCCCCAUCUAAGAAUGGGAUGCUGGAGAUCAGCAGGAAUCGUGGGAACUCCGGGAUGACCCCCCCCUCAUUCCCAGCUCAGAAUGUCCUUGGGCAAAGACCCCAGACCCAUUUCUUUUGCUCGCUAUUUUUGCUCCCCAGUCCUUCUCCAGGGGUGACCGAGGGCAGGGUGGGGGUGCCGGAGACUGUUGGGAGGGUCUCUCCUGGUGGACCCCCUUUGCCAUCUCCAUGGGAAAAGGGGAGGGGGGGAUCUGCUGCUGCAAAAGGACUCAUGAAACCAUGUUUGAUGUGUGUGGGGGGGUGAAUAGAAGACUUGCUUCCUCCAACGCUUGUCAUUGGACUUUCCCUCCCCACGGACCCUUGGGGACCCCCCAAAUAACUGCCCUGUGCUCUCUGGGCAUCCAUCUCUGCUUCCUCUAAUUCCUGGGGAGGGAUGGGGGGGCAUCUUUUUUAGAGAAAGAGGCGGGGUUCACCUCUCUAAGCCACUUGCAUCUGGGGAAGGGUCUUCACUGCCCCUCCAGGUUCCCGAAAGAGCUGCUUUGCCAGGGCAGGUAUCUGUGUGUGUUGGGGUGCUUCAGUUUAUGCCCUGCUGCGUUGUUGCGUUCCUUUGGGGAGUGUGUUGGGUGUUUGCAUGGUGUGAUGUAAAAAGUCCAUUUGGUGGGCACCGCGACGAGAUCGAGCCCAACGGGCGUAAAAACCACGCCUGGCUUUGACUGCACCCCCAAAGCGUGGUGUUUUUUUCACCAUACCUGCAGACACCCAUGAUGUGUGUGUGUGUGUGACAUCGUAUGACGUGAAAAAGGGCUCGCCACGUGCGCAUUACUUGUGAAAGCUGAGCUUUGUUCCUAGACCAGUGUUUCUCAACCUUGACAAUUUUAAGGCAUGUGGACUUCAACUCUCAGAAUUCCACAGCCAGCAACGCUGGCUGUGGAAUUCUGGGAGUUGAAGUCCACAUGCCUUAAAAUUGUCAAGGUUGAGAAACACUGUCCUAGACAGAGGCAACCUGUGAAUUGGGGGUGGGGAACCCCAAGAGGGAAAGGGCUGAGGGCCUCCUGGCUGCCACUUUAUUGGGGGGGGGCACUAAGAAACCCUCAGCUGGGCAAAGGAAGCCCUGUGCCCGCCUCAAAGAUCAGGGCUGGGAGCCUCUUGCGGUAGGCCUUGUCAAUAUUUGAGGAUGCCAUGUCCAACUUUUGUGAGAUGACCGUCACAGGCUGGCUGUGGGUCAGUCUUAAGCCCAGCUGGGAAACAUCCAUUAAGGUUCUCGGUCAUCCAGGCAGAGAUGACAAACGCACAGGAAGGACAGUUGCAGGAACUGGGUAUGUCUGAUUUCAUGAAAAAAAGGACCAGGGGGGACACGAUAACAUCUUCCAGUGUUUUGAGGGGCUGCCCCAAAGAAAAUAGGGUCAACUUGUUUUCCAGAGAAGC